AAAGGCUACAAGUCAUAGAAUUUCUGUACGGCUGCGUCCUCUAGAUUACAGUAUCCCAACAGGCAGGUACCUUAUCACUACGCCUCCUUAGAUUAUCGUCUUGGUAGAAUAGCCUGCUGCGCAAUCAAGUGUGUAGUGACUUCCGCCUGAGCCGUCUCGCUGCGCGCUCGAAUCUCAGCGAACUCGAUCAAUUGUGUAUCGGAACCCGAUCGUAACAUUUCCCAUGUCUACCCUAGCUGCACGUGGUGCCGCGGCGAGUCGCUUAGCGAGAGUUCAAGGCGUCACUGUCCCGCUAGCGAGUCAUUGUAAGGCAAAUGCCCCGCUAUACGCGUCUUCGCUAACGAGUCAUGUCACAACAAGCACAAGUCAACGACAUGGCUCCAAUCGGAUAUCUCGGCUGAGGCUUACUUUGAAUCAAGCAUCCACUACUCAACUCAGACCACUGAAGCAGCUACAGCUGAGCUUACGCCAUCGGCAUCUUGUUGUCCAAGCGUCUUCUGAUACCGAAGCUACCCCCGAACCUAAUGUCACACCUGAUCCCCCCGAGUCCUCCUCUGCUGCCGCCGCUCCAGAGCCUGCCUCGACGGCAUCUUCCGAACCUCCUAUGCCGGGGGAGAAGGUGUACCGAGGCUUGGCGCUAGCCUCGGUGUCUGCUGCCGUGGGCCUGUUCGUGCUGACGAGAGUGGCCGGCGCAGGCACAGACCUCUCUGCAUUGGCAGCGCGGUCGGCCAGCUUCGAUGAGGCUCUGGGCAACGGACGUCCAACCGUGGUGGAAUUCUACGCCGAUUGGUGCCAGGUCUGCCGGGAGACUGCCAGAGACACACUCAAGGUCGAGCAGCAGUACAGGAAUGACGUGAAUUUUGUUUUUCUCAACAUAGACAAUGUGAAAUGGGCGGCGGAGCUAGACGAGUUCGGGGUGGAUGGCAUUCCGCACUACACCUUCCUCGAUGGGGAGGGCAACGAGAUGGCUUAUGUGGUGGGAAAGGUGCCCAGGAGAAUCCUUCUAGAGAAUGUAUCUGCUCUUGCUGCUGGCAAGCCAGAGCUCCCGUUCUCGCAAUUUAUUUCGGAAGCGUCGGAUGCUGCGUUGAGGCAGGCUCCGAGGGUUGUAGAUCCCAGAGACCAUGGGCCGUAACUGUGCGAUUGCAUGGGGUCCUGUCAUGAGGUAACAGAUGCAUUUACUAAUGGUAUCAGCAAAGAGCCUGAGCAUGAACAGAUUGGUAUCC
Messenger RNA from Closterium sp. NIES-67, 1223 nucleotides. The record is from the annotation of a GenBank genome assembly. Lineage: Eukaryota; Viridiplantae; Streptophyta; Zygnematophyceae; Desmidiales; Closteriaceae.